AUGCAGGACGAGAUGUUCCGUCUGGCAAGUCUUGGUAUUGGUGCCGUGGAUAACAAGCUCGGAAAUGCACUUGGGACUGAUCUCCGAAAGUUUAUGCUGACUGAGGGAGGGAUAUGGGACAAUUUUUUCCAUCGAGAAAGCUUAAAGAUUCUAGUUCGCUACAGCCUCAUACAACGAGUGGAAGGUGAUUGGCCAGGCGUCACGAUGCACAGCUUAGUUCAGUGGAGAGCAAAGCAUAGCAACCAAAAUCAACCAUGGGAGUGGUGGUGCACUAAUUUUGUGCUUGCCGCAUGCUCUAAAAUUACGAAAGAUAAACCAGAGUUUCGUCGGCACCUGGUGGUGCAUCUCCCGUCUUUCAGGGAUAUUGACCUGGUCCGGAUAAACAAUAUAGAAAUGGGUGAAAUAUUCCUCUGGAAUACAUUGGCAUAUGUUCAUUAUUAUGAAGGCCAGUGGGAAGAGGCGGAGAAGCUCCAGGUGCAGGUGGUGGACGCUCACAAGACAAAGCUCGGCGAGGAUCAUCUUGCCACAUUGACGAGUAUGGCCAACCUUGCAAUGACAUACUGGAAUCAGGGCCGGUGGGAGGAGGCGGAGAAGCUCAAUGUGCAGGUGGUGGAGACUGACAAGACAAAGCUCGGCGAGAAUCAUCCUCACACACUGAUUACUAUGGCCAACCUUGCAUUGAUAUACAGGGAUCAGGGCCGGUGGGAGGAGGCGGAGAAGCUCAAUGUGCAGGUGUGA
Molecule: messenger RNA, 738 nt
Organism: Aspergillus glaucus CBS 516.65
Lineage: Eukaryota; Fungi; Ascomycota; Eurotiomycetes; Eurotiales; Aspergillaceae
Exons: 2
Coding region: 1-738 (245 amino acids)
Molecular function (GO): protein binding
Source: RefSeq, a predicted model, not a curated record